ACUUACUAUUUUGUUACUUGUCGACACUUCAUUAUUUGUCCCAAAAUGGUUCUUGUCGAGUCUUGUACUCCACCUUUAGCUAGGGACUACAUCAAAAUCCUACAACAAUGUCCCAAAAAGACCACAUAUGAGAGCGCAAGAGUGUGUGAAACAUCUGAGGCGCUACCGUUGAUAGACUUGAGACGUCUAAUGGGAGACGAUGAAGGUGAGAGGGCUAAAUCUGCUUUAGAGAUCGUUCGAGCUUCAUCAGAGUGGGGAUUCUUUCAGGUAGUGAAUCAUGGGGUUAGUUCGAAGCUGCUCAACCGGAUGAGGAGAGAGCAAGUUGAGUUGUUCAAUGCACCGUUCUCGAGGAAAUCCACCUGUGGGCUUCUGAACAACUCGUACCGGUGGGGAACUCCUACCGCCACUUCUCCGGAUAACUUUUCUUGGUCGGAAGCGUUUCACGUGCCCCUCACAAAGGUCUCGGACCCGACGUGCUAUGGGGAGUUUUCCUCUUUAAGGGAAGUGCUGGUGGAAUACGCAGCGGCAAUGCAGAAAGUGGCAAGAAUGCUGGCUGGAGUGCUGACAUCAAAUUUAGGUCAAAGUAUAGAAGUAUUCGAGGAGAUGAUUGGUUGUGAUGAGAGUACAUGUUAUCUUCGGUUGAACCGUUACCCGACUUGUCCGUUGUCAGCAGAAAUACAUGGACUGGUGCCCCACACGGACAGUGAUUUUCUUACAAUUCUUCACCAAGACCAAGUUGGGGGACUUCAACUCAUGAAAGACAACAAAUGGAUUGCUGUCAAACCCAACAAAGAUGCACUCAUUGUCAACAUUGGUGAUCUUUUUCAGGCUUGGAGCAAUGAUGUGUACAAGAGCGUAGAGCAUAGAGUGAUGGCGAAUGCGAAAAGGGAAAGAUUCUCAGUGGCCUAUUUCCUCUGCCCUUCACACCAUUCUUUGAUUGGGAGCUGCAAACAGCCUUCUCUCUACACAAAUUUUACCUUUGCAGACUACAGAAAUAAAGUCCAACACGACUCCAAACUACACGGACGCAAACUCGGCCUUUCAAGAUUUCGACGAUGAAAUUCAAUUGUUUCUACUUACAAUCUUUCAUGUUAAUUGCCAGAAAUUUAUUCUUAUUUUUAUGUUAGAGAAUAAAAAUAAGCUCAAUUUCGCAUUUUAGUGUUUUUGCAAUUAUUAUUUCCGUGUACGUAAUAUUAUUGUUGAUCGAUCGAUGUUAUUAGAAUUUUAAUUUAUUAUUUUUAGAAGCUCACUCGGCUAUA
This is a messenger RNA of Sesamum indicum (sesame), 1259 nucleotides long. Its product is annotated as gibberellin 2-beta-dioxygenase 6-like. NCBI's taxonomy places the organism in Eukaryota, Viridiplantae, Streptophyta, Magnoliopsida, Lamiales, Pedaliaceae. The record is from RefSeq and is a predicted model, not a curated record.